This is a messenger RNA of Homo sapiens (human), 2318 nucleotides long. It is a transcript of the gene TSC22D4, whose product is annotated as TSC22 domain family member 4. The transcript is spliced from 5 exons. Gene Ontology annotation, biological process: negative regulation of transcription by RNA polymerase II; neuron cellular homeostasis; glucose homeostasis. Lineage: Eukaryota; Metazoa; Chordata; Mammalia; Primates; Hominidae. The record is from RefSeq and is marked validated. Gene Ontology annotation, cellular component: cytoplasm; synapse; nucleus. The coding region runs from base 691 to 1878 and encodes 395 amino acids.
GUUGUCAACAGCCCAGAAAGAGAAAGACGGAGAGGCAGAGACCCAGGGGAGCCGAGGAGCGGAGACACGGACCCAGCAGGGUCACGCGGGAGGAGACUCGGGACACCCACUCGCUGGCUGCCACCGGGAGCAGAGGGGGGCUCGGCCGCCCCCUCCCACAUCAGUCUCCAGACCCUUGGGGCUUCAGAGGCCGCUCCUAGGCUCCUCGGAGGAGGCGCGGGUUUCUUCUUUUCCGGAGAGCAAACUUUCCUCGGAGAUGCCUGGCAGGAUGAGCCGCGGCCCCCGGAGAGGACGGGACAGCCUCUGAUCGCCGCCUGCGUGCCCCGCCACUGCCCAUGGCCAGGAGGCCCCAGGGAACGGACAGCCCGACCUCUUAGGCGCCGGGACCCUCAGGCUCAGAUCAGUGGCCGAGGCCCCAGAGUUUGCAAACUCAGCUCUGGAGUUCAGCAGCAACAGCAGCAGGAAAAACCUGCCCCUGCUCCCCCCUCCCGCCACCUCCCCUCUCCUCUUCUCCCCUCACCCAGCAGGCACCCCCGGUUCCCGCCAGGCCCUCCUGCCAUGUCGGACCCAGACGUCCCCAGGGGCUCGGAUGUCCCCGCCAUGUGGCCCCCUUGUUCCAGGGGUGCCUGAGCCCCUUCAAGGAGCCCCAACCCACCCCCAACCUUGGCCCAGCCCUGAGCCCCAGGGACCAUGAGCGGGGGCAAGAAGAAGAGUAGUUUCCAAAUCACCAGCGUCACCACGGACUAUGAGGGCCCUGGGAGCCCAGGGGCUUCGGAUCCCCCUACCCCACAGCCCCCAACCGGGCCCCCGCCCCGCCUGCCCAAUGGGGAGCCCAGCCCCGAUCCGGGGGGCAAGGGCACCCCCCGGAAUGGCUCCCCACCACCUGGGGCCCCUUCCUCCCGUUUCCGGGUGGUGAAGCUGCCCCACGGCCUGGGAGAGCCUUAUCGCCGCGGUCGCUGGACGUGUGUGGAUGUUUAUGAGCGAGACCUGGAGCCCCACAGCUUCGGCGGACUCCUGGAGGGAAUUCGAGGGGCCUCAGGGGGCGCCGGGGGCAGAUCUUUGGAUUCCAGGUUGGAGCUGGCCAGCCUCGGCCUGGGCGCCCCCACCCCACCGUCAGGCCUGUCUCAGGGCCCCACCUCCUGGCUCCGUCCACCCCCCACCUCUCCUGGACCUCAGGCCCGCUCCUUCACUGGGGGACUGGGCCAGCUGGUGGUGCCCAGCAAAGCCAAGGCAGAGAAACCCCCACUGUCGGCCUCCUCACCCCAGCAGCGCCCCCCAGAGCCUGAGACCGGUGAGAGUGCGGGCACAUCCCGGGCUGCCACGCCCCUGCCCUCUCUGAGGGUGGAAGCGGAGGCUGGGGGCUCAGGGGCCAGGACCCCUCCACUGUCCCGGAGGAAAGCUGUAGACAUGCGGCUGCGGAUGGAGUUGGGUGCUCCAGAAGAGAUGGGGCAGGUGCCCCCACUUGACUCUCGCCCCAGCUCCCCAGCCCUCUACUUCACCCACGAUGCCAGCCUGGUUCACAAAUCUCCAGACCCCUUCGGAGCAGUAGCAGCUCAGAAGUUCAGCCUGGCCCACUCCAUGUUGGCCAUCAGUGGUCACCUAGACAGCGACGAUGAUAGUGGCUCCGGAAGCCUGGUUGGCAUUGACAACAAAAUCGAGCAAGCCAUGGACUUGGUGAAGUCCCACCUCAUGUUUGCGGUCCGGGAGGAGGUGGAGGUGCUGAAGGAGCAGAUCCGGGAAUUGGCGGAGCGGAACGCUGCGCUGGAGCAGGAGAAUGGGCUGCUGCGCGCCCUGGCCAGCCCGGAGCAGCUGGCUCAGCUGCCCUCCUCGGGGGUCCCACGGCUUGGGCCCCCUGCGCCCAAUGGGCCCUCCGUCUGAGCCUCCCUUCCCUUACAAUGUGCCUUUGGGGCUGCCCGGCCUUGCGUCAGCCGCCUGCCCCCUCUUCCUAUGCAGCUUUAAUGUCCCCGUGUCCCCGGGGUGGGAGUUCAAGGCUCAGUAAUGGCCUGGUCCCCCGGCCCCUGCCCCAUCUCCUCAUCAUCCCCAGCCUUGAUGGAGGAGGGAGGGCUUCAGGACGGGGCGUCAGAGGGAGCCCCCUCUGGGAGGGAACCAACCCCCACCCUCCCUCCUGGGACCCCCCAGCAGUAGACGGCUUGGGGGAGUCGGAGGCUCCCCGGCAGACACCCCACCCCCAUCUUGUUCCCUUGAGGUGCCUCCUCUCCUCUGCCCAGGGGAGGGAGUGUGGACAGUAUCUGGAAGUUCUGGGAUUCAGGUUGUUAUUAAAAUAAUAAUAAUAAUUAAAAACUCUGAAGAAACUUGAA